Molecule: messenger RNA, 2016 nt
Organism: Aspergillus novofumigatus IBT 16806
Lineage: Eukaryota; Fungi; Ascomycota; Eurotiomycetes; Eurotiales; Aspergillaceae
Exons: 6
Coding region: 1-2016 (671 amino acids)
Source: RefSeq, a predicted model, not a curated record
AUGGAGAACAUACGGGCCUCGGAUGGUUUGUCCAACGACCUAUGGAGCGAGAUACGGUCUUUGCUCAAUGAGCAAAAUGAACGACUGCGUAUCCAAAAUAACCUACUCAAGCAACUUCUUCUUGAUGGAGAUAAAGGCACUGGGACAGAUGAUGAUAAAUGGAACCAGUCCAUCCAAGAUGAGCCCCGGUUCGAUGGAAGAAACAAGGCACAAACCUCCUUGAAAUCCUGCCUGGAGCGUGACGACAGUGACAUUGAGUCUCAAGGUCAACACCUCCCUUCCAUCCAAAUGGGCGUGGUGCAAUUUGCAUUUGAUCGAUGCCACCUAAGGAGUCUCAGUCCCCCUGGUUUGAGUUCGCACUUGGAGCAGCUCCAGUUGUUCUUCAAGACAUUAGAGGCAAGCAACGGUCGCGUUCAGAUUGUUGAUCUGGACGACUGGAUGCACGCGGCCAUAUAUGAGCGCAUCACCGCAUACCCUGAAGAAUUGAAAGUAAUCCUGAGGAGUAAGGAUCCAAGGAUUUUGGCCGUCCCUGCUUUGGACGCAGACCUCCGCAAAGUCAAUAUCCGACCAACGCGGUUUUACUACAAGAGCGGAAACGGUAAGCCGACAGAAGUCAAGUGGAGGGAAACAGGCCACUGGAAUCGCAUUAUCGGCUGCGUUGGCUUGGACACUGCAGCACCCUUGUUUGGGUAUGGAUUUGACGCGCUCUGUCAUAGACUCUUUCGGAGUUCUACUGGUGAAAAGUUUGAAUCCGCGGACCUAGUACCACGAAUUCUGAGGACACAUAUUUCCUGUGUUAAACGGAGGAGAUCGCGCAACGAUGCGGCUGAUGCGCUCGAACCUUUCCACAUUACUUGGUGCCGGAUCGAUGGCACAAAGCCCUCAAGUAAGUCGACCUGGCGGUGUGGAGAGCUAUAUGGGUCAAAGGGCUCAACAGGUACGCUGUAUCUGUCCGAGGUCGCCUUCACAUUGGGCUUCAUACCAUCUCAACGGACCCUCUCAUCCAAUACUCGGAAUGGAAAGUCAGAGAAUAUGGAUCGCAGUCACUGGUGUCUUAUACAUCUGGCACCAUCGCAUUUUCGCCGCUUAGAUGAGUCGAUUCACCGUCGCAGGCAGGAUGACCCACAGACUGCCCCAUAUGCCACAGCAAUUACGCUGGUCGAAGAGGCACUGCAGCACGCGGCCAACGAUUGGGACCGGAUUGCCAACCACUUUGACGUUGUUCUCAACCAGAACGAUAGUGUUUUCAAUCCUGAUCUUCAUGAUCGCUUUCUGUUCGAUGAUGCUUCGUUUUCGCGAUCACGGUACUAUUUCUGGCUGAUGGACAGUUUGGAGGGCUUCACAUCCGCCGUGUCGGAUACCAUUCACGAGUGGGAGGUAUACUGGUGGGCCAGAAAGGGCAUAUUUGAAGACUACGAAGCAUUCUAUCUGGACAAGUGGCGGAAUACCAAGGUCGAAUUGGGAUCUCCCAAACCUCCUCAAGAUCCCCCGCGAUUGGAAGAUUCAGUCAAGAGGGUAGAAACGCAUGUUGCACGGCUGAGAGAAAUUGGGAGCCGGCUCGAAACUCUGCGUGAUCGAACCAUGACCUUACGAGACGGACUAUUCAAUGCGAGCACUGUCAUCGAAUCGCGGGCUGCUACCCAGCUUGGUGAGAACGUCAAACUGCUCACAUACGUGAGCAUAUUCUAUCUCCCACUAAGUUACUGCGCUGCUUUAUGGAGUAUCAACCGAGAUUUCAACCAAGUAGCAUUCGCCGUUGUUGCUGCCCUUCUGGCAUUGGGCACGAAGACCUACCGAAAGCUGCGUACCCCUAUAUUGGAAGCAAUGAAAAUGGACCCGCAUGAACAAUGGGCCAAUUUGGUCAACACUUUCAAUGGAUUCAUGCACGAUAGACAUGUUGAUCAGCCCUCUGAGUGGACGGUUCUGCUGUACGCACUAUCGAUGGUGGCAGAGAAGUUAAAAUUCUGGCAAAGAGGCCACUCCAAUCUGGUUAAUGAUGGAUUCGAACAAAAGUGA